This is a messenger RNA of Caenorhabditis angaria, 1946 nucleotides long. Lineage: Eukaryota; Metazoa; Nematoda; Chromadorea; Rhabditida; Rhabditidae. The record is from the annotation of a GenBank genome assembly.
AUGAAUCGAGAAGAACACGAAUUUGUGGAGUAUUUGAGAGAUGAGGUAAGUGAGGGAGCAAAGAACGAAAAAAAAAUAAAAUGUGGUUUUUACAGUGCAAGGAUUUAUUAACAGAUUAUUAUGAUACUGAUUAUAAUCUACUUCGAUGGGCACAAGGAUAUGGGUUAGUUGAAUUUUGACAAAAAAAAGUGCGCGCGGGGGAAAAACCGAACUCGCGUCUUGCGAUUGGCAGCCUGACACUCUACCACUGAACUAAAGUCGCUUUGUUGAAGAUGCAUCAAACGCUGGUAAUAAAGUAUUGGUAUGAGAUUCACCCCGCGAAAAAAUAAAUUUGAAUUUGAGAAAAUCUCUAAUUUCCUCCUACCCCCGCGAUGCGUGUGCGUUGCGGUCGCUUUCUCAUACAAAACCCCCGUUGGCUGUUUGCCAGCGCGCUCUCUCGCUGUCUGCGUCUCCUGCAGCAAGUGACUCUCAUUUCCAAACGGACAAUAACUAGAAUCUAGGCGAAGCCGUCACAAUUCAAAUCCCAAAAUUUCGAAAUUCUUACAGAUUCCACAAAGAAGAUGCGCUAACUGAACUUCGCCGUCAUCUCAGAUUUCGAAAAUAUUACGAUUUGGACAAUAUCCUUACAAAUGUUCCCGAUCAUCCAAUCCUCAAAAAAUAUUUUCCAAUCGGACUUGUCGGAGAAGCCGGCUUGGGAAACACUCUUCUCGUAAUCGAAUGCGCUGGUCGCAUCGAUUUGAUGGGAAUUCUGAAAUCCGUGCAUCUCUCGGAUUUCCUCAUUCAACGAUUCAAAUUUCAAGAAAAGAUGUUGGCAGCGAUGAAUGAGAUGGAAAAACGAAAUGGGACGCAGUGCUCUGUUGUUUAUAUUUUGGAUUUAGAAGGAUUGAAAUUCGAUCCAGCACUUAUCAAUAUUGCAACUGGUCCGUAUAGAAUAUUAUGGGCUUCGGUUUAUACAGCAUAUCCAGAAUGGAUUAAUACUUUAUUAAUUAUCAAUGCACCUUCGUUUAUGACGUUGAUAUGGAAAGCGAUCGGACCAUUAUUGCCGGAGAGAACUAGAAAUAAGGUUAAGAUAUGUACCGGCAACACUGAUUGGAAGUCUCAAAUUCAAAAGGUAUACCUUAACAGUUCUAGGUACCUUAAAGGUACCUUAACUUAAUCCAGAAAUUUUGAAUAAACGUUUUCAGUUUGCUCACGCUGACAACAUUCCAAAACAUUGGGGUGGAAAUCUUCUUGAUAAAAAUGGCGAUGCAAUGUGCAGAGAUCGUUUGAAUAUCCCAUUCGAUCCGAUUCCUCAAGAUCUCUAUUGGCAACCAUCGCAAGAAACACCGGCUACUCAAGAUUUGACAUGUUCGACGAUUGGAGCUGGCAAAUUUGCGUUAUUCACUUAUGUUGUUGAAAAAUCGGUUGAUGAGCCGGUUUAUGUUGUUAUUAACAGGUUCGUUCUGCAAUCAAUAAGUUUUGUUGAUAACUAGAAUAUCGAAUUAACUAUGAGAAACAAAGAAAACACGAAAAAAAAUUGAUUUUUCGAAAACAAAAAGAAAACAACGACAUUCCGCUUGCCCGCUGUUUAGCGCAAUUUGAUUUUGAGUUUUUCACAGAAAAAUAUUUUUUCCUCUAAAAAUUCAGAAGAAUUCAGUCAUCGAAAACUCAGUAUAGGGAAUUUCUCUAGAUUCUGCGAUCGAACUUUUGGAAUGGGAAUCUGGUUUAGCGAAGACGAUGACGCGAUUUCCUACGAUCUUGAAGAAAUGGAAGAACUUGCACCAGACUUUGAUUAUCCAGGAAUGCCAACCGUCGAUUACCUUCGUCUGAAAAUGCCAGGUUCAGGAGUGUAUAAAAUCAAAUGGGGAAAUGAAGAAGCGUGGCUUCGUUCGCUGACUGUUUAUCAUCGAGUCCGAUUCCAAAAUGAGAAUCGAGAAAAUAUCAAAUUUCACGAAGUAUCAAUUUAG